Molecule: messenger RNA, 855 nt
Organism: Psylliodes chrysocephalus
Lineage: Eukaryota; Metazoa; Arthropoda; Insecta; Coleoptera; Chrysomelidae
Source: the annotation of a GenBank genome assembly
AUGAAACAGACUUUAAUCAAGUUCUCGAAUCGGCCACUUACGGAUGACGAAACAAGCUUACUAGCCAAAGGAGGAAAUUUCAGCAUAACCCCACAGACAAUACCUACAGAAGAAGGCAUUACCAAUAUAGAAGCCGAAAUUGAAAUACUACCACCUGGUGUCAAAGAAGAGGUAUGCAGUGAAUCUGCAAGAAUUCCACGGAAACCCAAAUUACCAAAAAGCAAUAUUUUAAGAGGUGAGAAGGAAGCUAUAAGAAGUCUCAAUGAGAAUGAAAAGAUCAUAAUUCUACCCUUUGACAAAGGAAAUGCAACAGUCGUCAUGAACACAUCGGACUACAGGAGAAAUCUGGUGGUUUGUUCAAAAACAACGGAUCUGGGAUUUGUUGAAUCCAAUAAACGGGGAAUGAAAAAACCCCCAAACAAAAUGGAGUCAUCCAAAAAGAAGACUGUAAUUACCCAUAUUAGGAGGUUUCCUAAAUAUGCCAGUCAUUAUUCGAGAAAAGAGUUUUGGAAUGAGCGACAAGAGGAGCCUGUAAAAGAAUCAUAUUACAGGUUUGUCUUCAACACAGAGUUCAAUGUAAAAUUUCACAAACCCUACAGCGAUACGUGUAGCCGUUGUGAUAAUUUUCAUAACAUAAUAAAACAUUCCAAAGACUUAGUACUUGUGAACAAUACCAAGCGUGAUUUAGAGCUACAUCAGAGAAAAGCCAAGAAAACGAAUGACGCUAAGAAAUCUGAUACGGAAGCAAAUAAAAAUUCCGAAGAUACUGUUGUUAUUUGUUUCGAUUUACAACAGCAAACGUUGCUAACACCACUCUUAAGUACUUCUAAAGUAUUUUACAUUCAUCAGCUAUAG